AGGAAGAAGAAACUAGGUUGAAGAUGAAGGAAAAGCCAAAGAAAGCUGCGGGUGAGGAUGAGAAGAAAAGAUCUUUCAGGCUAGACCUGAAAGUGUUAUCCAAGAUGAAAGAGAACAAUGAGACCAUCGAGACUCCAAACUCCUUCGGCAAUAUACCAGGGGUUGAAGUCAUGCAUCAACUUUUCUCAAGAUGUGAGAUGACUGUUAUCGGGUUCCAUAACCAUUGGCUCAAUGGAAUUGAUUAUGUUGGGAAUUCAAAAGCAAAGGAGUUUAAAGGGUAUAGACUACCGCUGACAAGAUCCAUUGUACUAUCUGGCCAAUAUGAAGAUGAUCAAGAUAACUACGAUGAAGUUGUCUACACAGGCCAAGGAGGAAAUGACUUACUUGGCAAUAAGCAUCAAAUGAAAGACCAAGUCAUGCUACGGGGUAACCUUAGACUGAAGAAUUGCGUUGCGUAAGGUGUGCCCGUUCGAGUAACUCGUGGACAUAAAUGCGAGAGUAGUUA
Cuscuta campestris is the source of this 505-nucleotide messenger RNA. The record is from the annotation of a GenBank genome assembly. NCBI's taxonomy places the organism in Eukaryota, Viridiplantae, Streptophyta, Magnoliopsida, Solanales, Convolvulaceae.